AUGGGCAAUGAGGUGAGUCGCCCCGCCGACCUGAGUCCGCAGAGCUCGGGCGUGGUGCCUCCCCGCUCGCCGUACACGCCAACAGGAGGGUCCUCGCGUCGUGCGCAGAGCUUCAACUCGAGCUCUCCAUCUCCGUCGCCUGCUGCGUCAAACGCUCCGCCUCCGCAACGUCGGACCAGCAGCAGCUCGAGUCUGGGCUCAAACCCUAGUUCAACUCCGACGUCAAACCCUAAAAAGGAGCGCACGAUCCAGCGCAUGGACAAGGCCAUCCGCCGCCGCGUGCGGGGCGGCAUCACGUACAACAUGAAGCUGCUAGUGCGUGGUGCUAAGGGCACAGGCAAGACGUCGCUCUUCCAGCGCCUCAAGGGCGAGCCCAUCCCGGAGACGCACCAAUCCACGCCACAGCUUCAAUCGGCCACAAUUAAGUGGAGUUUCCGUCAAAAUCUGGAAGAAAAUGUCAAAUGUGAGGUCUGGGACGUCGUGGACAAAGGAUUCGUGUCUGUAGAGACCGAGGAAGGCGCAGAAGAAGGCUCAACACGCCCCCAGAAUGCAUCCACAGGGGUCAGCAAUGAGCACGGAGGCCUACAGAGUGGAGGGAGCUUGUCAGCCGAAGCUAGCGCCGCCGCAGCCGCAGCAGCUGCGGCCAUGCAGAACGGGACUCACUCUGUAGCCAUCGUGGACGCCUCUACCGUGGACGUGUAUCAUGAAGCUCAUAGCGUCAUCUUCCUACUGGAUAUAACUAAGUGGGAUACGCUAGAGUACGUGAAGCAGCAGCUGGACAGCGUACCAGUCCACAUCCCGACGUUAGUACUGGGCAACUUUAGAGACCAAGGAGCACAGAGGAAGAUCUUUAAGGAGGAUAUCCAGGAACUGCUUUACGGAUCGAGGGACCGACCGCAGUCGCAGCAGUGGAGAAGACCGAGCGAGUUGCUGUAUUUCGAGUGUUCGUUGCUGAAUUGCUACGGGUUAAAGUCGCUGCACCAGUACUUUGGGAUCCCUUUCUUGCAGCUCAAGCUGGCGACUAUCAGACAGCAGAUGCGGAUCGUAGAAGGAGAGUUCGCGCACUUGAAGCACGAUGUGCAGGCGACUAUCAGCGACCAGCGAUACUCCGAGUACGUGGAGCAUAUCAAGGCUACAGGAUCGGACAUUCGGACAGGCAGACGAGGCUCUGGAAGCGGAAAUACUCCACUAGCUGCGUCGAGGAGCAACUCCGUGAGGUUAUCACCUCGGGAAAGCAGUCAAUCGACGUCUAGGACGCAGCAGGAAGGUGCAGAUGAUGACGUGAGUGUCGUUGAGAAGGAUAAUGGCGCUGGAACUCCCCCCAAGAGGACGCACCAUCUCAGGAUGUGGAGGAUUUGCCUGCGAGAACUAAUAGUGUUGUUAUCCAGACAGCGCCACGACUAA
Phytophthora infestans T30-4 is the source of this 1404-nucleotide messenger RNA. RefSeq names its product GTP-binding protein Parf. Lineage: Eukaryota; Oomycota; Peronosporomycetes; Peronosporales; Peronosporaceae. The coding region runs from base 1 to 1404 and encodes 467 amino acids. Gene Ontology annotation, molecular function: GTP binding. Gene Ontology annotation, cellular component: nucleus; cytosol. The record is from RefSeq and is a predicted model, not a curated record. The transcript is spliced from 2 exons.